Mesorhabditis belari is the source of this 909-nucleotide messenger RNA. NCBI's taxonomy places the organism in Eukaryota, Metazoa, Nematoda, Chromadorea, Rhabditida, Rhabditidae. The record is from the annotation of a GenBank genome assembly.
AUGGGAAGAUCCAACUCGUCUGAAGCUUUAUGUGAGAUUUGCGGUGAUCGAUCCUAUGGAAGACAUUAUGGACUCUGGACUUGUGAUGGUUGUUCGUGUUUCUUUAAGAGAAGUGUGCGCAAAAAGAUGGAGUACAAAUGUAUAACUGGAUUGAACAAUUGUGUGAUUGAUCGAACGAGGAGAAAUUGGUGUCCAUCGUGUCGUUUAGCGAAAUGUCGAAUGUUGAAUAUGAAUGCUGACGCGGUCCAAAACGAACGAGGACCGAGAAGGUUUGCGAAGAGAUUCAGCCGGACGUCAUUAAAAGCGCCAAUCGAAACGCCAAAGGUUUCACCCGUUGGAACCCUUGCUCAAUCAGAAGAACUUGCUGUGAAAAAGCCAAUGACUGAAGCAAAUCUAUCCGCUUCAAUCUGUCGUGUUGCUUUGACAAGUGCUUGGGCUAGCUCAAUUCUAGCUUUUUCGACGGAAGAUGUUAAGAUUUCAAUUCUCACUCAACACCACAAACUGAUUUGCUCUCUAUUCAGCGCAGCUAACACAAAUGUUUGGGUAAAGAGUCAAUUUCAGCAAUUUCCUCUGGAUCUUGAGCCAAUGGAUUUGGACAACGAAGAGCUUCGAAUGGCUGUUUGUUACUUGCUUUGUUCAAUGGGCAAAAACAAUAACUUCUUAUCAUUUGCAUUUCCAUUAGUUGAAUGGUACAAGGCUUGGCUCGGGGUCUACUGUUCGAAAUUUGGCGCUCAGGAAAGAGCUGAGAAGAUUCUCAAACUUGUUGACGAAAUCAUCAAAGAAGAACAAAAUAUGGUUUUCAAUUCCACCCUUGAUCUCUCAUCGAUGAUCAAAGAGCUGGCAAAAGAUCUCAUCAAUUCUAAAUCUCAAAACAAUUUAUGCCAGAUUUCAUCCAUUAAUCUCUUCUCA